This is a messenger RNA of Boleophthalmus pectinirostris (great blue-spotted mudskipper), 2270 nucleotides long. RefSeq names its product gamma-glutamyltransferase 5b (gene ggt5b). Gene Ontology annotation, cellular component: plasma membrane. The transcript is spliced from 12 exons. Gene Ontology annotation, biological process: leukotriene D4 biosynthetic process; glutathione catabolic process; inflammatory response. The record is from RefSeq and is a predicted model, not a curated record. Bases 79 to 1767 code for a protein of 562 amino acids. NCBI's taxonomy places the organism in Eukaryota, Metazoa, Chordata, Actinopteri, Gobiiformes, Gobiidae. Gene Ontology annotation, molecular function: leukotriene-C(4) hydrolase activity; glutathione gamma-glutamate hydrolase.
UGCGCGCAGGAUUAUCGCGCAGCGUUGGACCAAGUGAGCGCUCCUGUUCUCUAGUUCUUUGCGCACUUUUCCUUCAUCAUGGCACAAUUGAGGCCAUGGCUGGUGCGCUGCUGUGUCUUCGCUGGGGUGCUGUGCGUGGUGACGGUGGUUUGUGUGUGCGUCCUCGCGUCCUUUGAUAAGGGAUGUGCCAGCGGCAGCUACAGGCUCGCGGCAGUGUCUGCGGACUCGCGGCGCUGCUCUGAGAUCGGCAAGAAGAUACUGCAACAAGGCGGAUCGGCAGUAGAUGGCGCUAUUGCAGCUCUUCUCUGUACCUCUUUGGUCAACCCGCAGAGUAUGGGGAUAGGAGGAGGCUCUAUCGUCACAAUCAGAGACACAUCUGGUCAGUCUGCAGUCAAAGUUUACAACUUCCGAGAGACUGUUCCACAGUCUUACAAAAGAAACCUGUUGGAGGACUGCCCCAAAACAUUCAGCUUGUCUUCAGGCAGCCAGUGGAUUGGUGUGCCUGGAGAACUGAGGGGCUAUGAGACGCUCCACGAACAGUAUGGGAGACUGCCCUGGAACAAGCUGUUUGAGCCCUCUGUGAAAUUGGCCCGAGAGGGGAUACCCCUGCCUGAUUACUUGGCAAACUUCCUUAAUACAUCCCUGGUUAGGUACUUAGUGGAGAGUACAUCUCUGUGUGACAUUUUUUGCAACAAAAACAGGACAGUUUUGAAAAAAGGAGAUACUCUUAAGUACACUAAACUUGCUGAAACCAUGGAAACGGUUGGUAAGUCUGGGGCAGAGGCCUUUUACAGUGGCAAGAUUGGAAGCGCCCUUAUUGAAGAUGUCAGUGCUACAGGAGGAACUUUGACCCUAGAAGAUUUGAAAGGGUUCAAGGUCAGAGUGGACCAUGCUCUCCAAGUUCCUUUGGGGGAUACUGUGAUGCACAUACCUCCUCCUCCAGCAGGGGGCCCUCUGCUCGCCUUUAUACUCCAGCUCAUGAGAGAAUUUGUACCAAACCCAAAGUCCCUGGAUGCAGACCAAAAGAUUCAGAUGUACCAUCGUUAUGUAGAAGCAGCUAAAUUUGCCAAUGGACAGAAAAAGGCUAUCCGUGAUCCACCGUUUAAUAAGGCGAAGAGUGCAGCUCACCUAACUGACCCCUCCUUCAUCGCCCACAUCAAAGAUCUCAUCUCUAACCAGACUCACGACAACUCCAUCUACUCCAGUGUCACACCCCCGCCAGACAACUUUGGGACCACCCAUGUCUCUGUGCUGGAUGAGAACGGUCUAGCAGUGUCUGCCACCAGCACCAUCAACCAAGUGUUUGGGGGGGCUGUUUAUUCUCCACAAACUGGUAUCAUCCUCAACAAUGAACUGGCUGAUUUCUGUCACAGAGCUGAUGUAAUAAAGCCAGGUGAGCAGCCUCCCUCGUCAAUGACUCCAGUCAUCCUUGAGACCAAGUCUGGAGGGCUGCUUGUGAUUGGUGGAUCUGGAGGAAGUAUGAUAACCUCUGCAGUGGCAUUGUCUAUAAUGAACCGCUUGUGGCUGAAAAUGAGCCUGAAGGAUGCUAUCGCUGCUCCCAUAGUGUUUGUGGAUUCAAAGAACAAUGUCAACUUUGAGCCUGGGUUUGAUGAGUCUGUUAUUGAAGGCCUUCGCUCACUCGGACACAAAGUGGGGAAUUGGCCAUUCUUCCUCAAUGUGGUCAAUGCUGUGGAGAGAGAGAGAGAGGGCGGCUGCAUCUCUGCCUUCUCAGACAGUCGGAAGUUUGGAGAGACAGCGGGAUACUGAGAGGGAAGAGUCAUUUGAUUUAGCCUUAAUAUAAUUAAUAUAAAACACACAUUUAUGAACAAAAGUGUGGAGAACAGGAUGGAGCACCCUGAUCCAAUUACUGUGAUGCCAGAUUGCAGCAGUUGUGUUCUAUAUUGCUUCUUAUGUCUUAGACCUUCUACUUUGUCUGAAACCUCUUUUUAUAUUCUCUUUUAUAUUUUUAAAUGGCAUUUAAAGUAAACUGACUAGUAAUAGCCUAUAGUUGCUGUAUGUCAUAUAUAUAUAUAUAUAUAUAUAUAUAUAUAUAUACAUACACAUAUACAUAUAUAAUCAGUUUUUGUACUACAGAUACAGAGUCAAUUUUGAUGUAAGACACUGUUUCCUGGCAGCUUUAUUCUGACUAGAAAUGCAGCCCUAAUGUCCCAUUGCAUUUAUACUGUUAUACUGACACUAUGCUGCUUUAUUAACUAUAUUUUUGUAACUUUUGUCAUUGUGUUGAAUAUAGAACUUAUUUUUUAACUGAA